This is a messenger RNA of Pseudomyrmex gracilis, 1039 nucleotides long. RefSeq names its product S-adenosylmethionine mitochondrial carrier protein homolog. Gene Ontology annotation, cellular component: mitochondrial inner membrane. Gene Ontology annotation, molecular function: S-adenosyl-L-methionine transmembrane transporter activity. Lineage: Eukaryota; Metazoa; Arthropoda; Insecta; Hymenoptera; Formicidae. The record is from RefSeq and is a predicted model, not a curated record. Bases 156 to 986 code for a protein of 276 amino acids. The transcript is spliced from 6 exons.
AUGUACAUAGAUACCAACAAUUGAUAAAGUGGAUGAAAGAUAUCAGCUGAUUCUCAAUAACAAAAUAGUAGAGCUACAGCUAAAAGAUGUCGAUUGUUUUAUUUGAAUAAUUUUUAAAAUAUCGAAAUUACUUUGGUUGAGAAUUAAAUUACAAAAUGACGAGCAGCGAGGGGAAAGCAGAUGAGAGAAGCGGGCGAAAUGUCUUUGUUACUUCGCUUAUUGCAGGAGGUGCUGCAGGAACAUUCGUGGAUAUCACAUUAUUUCCAUUAGACACAUUGAAAACUCGAUUACAGAGCGCACAAGGAUUUUUAAAAGCUGGAGGCUUCACAGGUCUUUACAAAGGAAUUUAUCCGGUUCUGGUUGGAUCGGCACCAACUGCCGCACUAUUUUUUGUAACAUAUGACGAAGUUAAGGCUGCAAUGCAACCUCAUGUUCCUGCACACUAUCACACGGCGAUUCACAUGGGAGCAGCAACACUGGCAGAAAUGGUUGCGUGUUUAGUACGGGUUCCUGUAGAAGUUGUUAAGCAGAGAAAACAGGCGUUAAUACUCGACAAAGAAUUUCUCGGCCUAAAAAUACUCUAUCGUGGAUAUUGGACUACGGUAUUACGAGAUACGCCAUUUAGUAUUAUACAGUUUCCGUUAUGGGAAUAUUUCAAAGCGUUUUAUAGUUUUCACAUUGAAAGAGAAAUAUACCCAGUGGAAAGCGCAAUCUGUGGUGCUGUUUCAGGCAGUAUCUCUGCAGCCGUCACAACUCCGUUAGAUGUUGCAAAAACAAGAAUAAUGCUCGCCAGUAGAACAUUGCUCUCGUCAGAAUUGACGAUACCAAGCGUUCUUCACAGGGUGUACGGAGAAAAGGGUUUUUCUGGAUUAUUUGCUGGUUUUGCGCCAAGGGUAACGUGGAUCACGUUAGGUGGUUUUAUAUUCUUUGGAGUCUACGAAGAAACAAGAGUGCUCACGCAGACAAUAUUUCCACAACUGAAAUAAAAUCCAGUCGAGAGAAAUAUUGUUAAUUAAAAGAAGAUGCAAAUAUUUGUAUA